AUGGUCGAGUUUGUGAAGCCGAUUCUGCGCUUAGCUUAUUUUUAUGGUCUUCUGGUGGGAGUACUCAACUUUGAAGUGGAUUGGCCAACGGGGAAAGCCAUUGUCACCCGACGAGUUACGAUAUAUGCAGCAGUCCAUAAUAUAAGUCUAAUAACUAUGCUGUGCUUGAUUAGUCUCAAAGAUAACUCUUUGAAAUCGAAUUUUACAAACGCCAAGCAUCUCCAUGAGUACUUCUUCAUGCUUAUGACGGUGGUUCGGAACUUCGCUGUGCUGCUCUCUCUGAUUACUAGAUGGUUUCAGCGUUACAGGAUCAUUAGAUUGUGGAAUCAAUUAAUUCGAAUGAUUAGCGAAAAGCCAAAGGUGGUACACGAGUACCGCAAGAGCAUACUUUUGAAAUUUGUUGUUUGUGUUCUAUCGGACUCCAUGCACACGAUUUUGGAUAUAAGUGCUCAGCGGAAAAGAAUUACUUUCGACCUGGCUAUCAAUCUCGUUAUGUGGACUGUGUUUACCACCAUAUUCAACAUGAUAGUGUUUCAGUAUUAUUUGGCUAUACUGCAAGUUCUUGGCCUCUAUAAUAUUCUACAUCGAGAUCUGCGGCACUUAGUUCGUGAGGCUGAAACCAUUUGCUCAAUUCGCAAUCGUCGCGGAGGAGUUUUCUCUGUCAAAUGUUGCUCUUUGGCAGAUAAACUGGACCACUUAGCUGAACGACAUUCAACCUUGCAUAAAACAAUCAACAAAAUGUCGGAGAUUUUCCAGAUACAAAGCUUUAGCAUGAGCUUGGUCUACUAUCUCUCUACCAUGGGCUCGAUUUACUUCACCUUCUGUUCGGUUUUGUACAAUACAACAGGAUUUGGUUCCUCGCAUUGGGGAUUGGUUUUGAUUGGAUUAUCAACGGCUUUCUUCUAUGCAGACAACUGGGUUUCAAUAAAUAUUGGAUUUAAUAUUCUCGAUCAGCAAGAAGAGGUUAACCGAAUAUUGGCAGAACGCACUUUAUUUACUCGAGAAUUGGAUAAACGAUUGGAGACAACAUUUGAGAACUUCCAGUUGCAGUUCGCCCGUGACCCCUAUGAAUUCUAUGUCCUUGGACUUUUUAAAAUGGAACGUGGUCGAUUGAUAGCCAUGCUGAACUCAAUUAUUACUCAUUCUAUUUUGCUGGUUCAGUGGGAGCUGCAACCUAAUCGAAGUUGA
Drosophila eugracilis is the source of this 1188-nucleotide messenger RNA. RefSeq names its product putative gustatory receptor 59c (gene Gr59c). Gene Ontology annotation, biological process: sensory perception of taste. The transcript is spliced from 2 exons. The record is from RefSeq and is a predicted model, not a curated record. The coding region runs from base 1 to 1188 and encodes 395 amino acids. Gene Ontology annotation, cellular component: membrane. NCBI's taxonomy places the organism in Eukaryota, Metazoa, Arthropoda, Insecta, Diptera, Drosophilidae.